AUGGCAGCAGCCGCUGCAGCCCCGAACGGGGACGCGCCGGCCAACACCACGGCUGCCGCCCAGCUCGACAGCAUCAGCCCUCCGCCCGGCGUCAUCAUCCCGCCCCCGGGCGAGAUCCGCGAGGUCAUCGAGAAGACGGCCGGCUACGUCGUCCGCGGCGGCGUGGGCAUCGAGGAGCGCCUGCGCGAGAACCACGGCAACAACCCCAAGUUCAGCUUCGUCACCAGCAAGGACGACGCCUACAACCCGUACUACGAAUGGCGGAAAGAAGAGUACAAGGCCGGCCGCGGGACCUCGGUCGCGGCGGGCCGCGCGGGAGAGGCGGCGCCCGCCGCCGCGCCCAAGCAGGACGAGCCCAAGGGCCCGCCGAAACCGCCAGAGUUCCAGUUCUCGGCGAGGAUGCCGCGCAUGAACCAGAAGGACCUCGAGAUCGUGCGGCUGACGGCGCUGUUCGCGGCGCGCAACGGCCGGCAGUUCAUGACGACGCUGGCGCAGCGCGAGGCCGGCAACCCCCAGUUCCAAUUCCUCAUCCCGAACCACACCUUCCACAUCUUCUUCCAGCACAUGGUCGACCAGUACACGAUACUGCUGAAAGAGGGCGGCGCGGCCGGCGAGGGCACCAAGGCCCAGCAGGCGCGCAUGGGGGAGCUGCAGCGCAACGUGGACGACAAGUACCACGUGCUGGCGCGCGCCAAGACGCGGGCCGAGUACGCGCGGUGGCAGGAGGCCGAGAAGAAGAAGAAGGAGGAAGAGGAGGAGCAGCAGAAGGAGGAGUUUGCGCGCAUCGACUGGAACGACUUUGUCAUCGUCGAGACCAUCGUCUUCGGCGAGGCCGACGACCAGGCCAACCUGCCUCCCCCGACGACCCUCAACGACAUCCAGUACGCCUCGCUCGAGGAGAGGAACAAGGUCUCGGUCGGCGCCAACCUGCGCAUCGAGGAGGCCUUCCCCUUUGACGAGACGAAUUACAACGCCUACCCGCCACAGCAGCAGCAGCAGCAGCAGCAGCAGCAGCAGCAGCAGCAGCAGCAACCCCAGCAGCCCGCCGUCGCCUCGCCGCAGCACCAGCAAAACGCCGCGCCCCCGGCUCCGGCCCAGGACCCGGAGGAGCUGCGCAGGAUACAGGAGCGCGAGCAGGCGCGCGCGCGCAUGCACCAGGCCCAGGCCGAGGCCCGGGGCGGCGUCGGCCCCAUCAAGAUCAAGGAGAACUACGUGCCGCGCGCGGCCCAGCGCGCGGCCGCCAACCGCACCGCCGUCACGAUGGCCCUGUGCCCCAACUGCAAGCAAAAGAUCCCCAUGGACGAGCUCGAGGAGCACAUGCGGAUCGAGCUCCUGGACCCCAAGUGGAAGGAGCAAAAGGCCAAGGCCGACUCGCGCUACUCGACGACCAACCUGUCGACCGUCGACGUGGCGGGCAACCUCAAGCGCCUCGCCAGCCAGCGCACCGACGUCUUCGACGAGAUCUCGGGCCAGCCCGUCUCGGAGGAGGAGCAGGCGCGGCGCAAGCGCGCCGCCAUCAACAGCUUCGACGGCAACCCCGAGGGCAAGAACCCGGCGCACCUGCAGCACGUCAACGUCGAGGAGCAGAUCCGCGCCAUCCACCAGAAGUUUGCCGGCGACAAGAAGUGA
This is a messenger RNA of Thyridium curvatum, 1629 nucleotides long. RefSeq lists its product as uncharacterized. Bases 1 to 1629 code for a protein of 542 amino acids. The transcript has 2 exons. The record is from RefSeq and is a predicted model, not a curated record. Gene Ontology annotation, biological process: regulation of alternative mRNA splicing, via spliceosome; mRNA cis splicing, via spliceosome. Gene Ontology annotation, molecular function: RNA binding. Lineage: Eukaryota; Fungi; Ascomycota; Sordariomycetes; Thyridiales; Thyridiaceae. Gene Ontology annotation, cellular component: catalytic step 2 spliceosome; U2 snRNP; U2-type prespliceosome.